Plasmopara halstedii is the source of this 1599-nucleotide messenger RNA. RefSeq names its product iq and ubiquitin-like domain-containing. The record is from RefSeq and is a predicted model, not a curated record. NCBI's taxonomy places the organism in Eukaryota, Oomycota, Peronosporomycetes, Peronosporales, Peronosporaceae. Gene Ontology annotation, molecular function: protein binding. The transcript has 3 exons. Bases 1 to 1599 code for a protein of 532 amino acids.
AUGGACACUGAUAUGCACGAGAUUGUUGCACAUGAGCAGUCAAGAGUGUUUGUAGAUGCUACAAAUGAUUCUAUCUCGACUAUUGAACGAGAUGACCCAGCAAUUGACGACGAGAGUGAGGAAGCUGUUGCCACUGAUGACGUCGACCAGUCGUCGUCUGCUUCGACAGAUGCUAUGGUCGAAUUUCUCCCACUUUCUUCCGAGCAGGUUGAACAUGACGCUUUUCUAGUGCUCGUCGUGUUGCAACCUGAUUCUUUGCGGCAUCGAGUGAUGGUCACGGCUCAGACAACUGUUGCAAAGUUACGGCAACUUCUUUGCACCGAUUUACAGUUGGCCCCCGAAUCUGUGACUUUUCCGGACUUUUGUCGAUUGCGUGAUAAUGAAAACAAUGUACUGCUAUCUUCUCUUGGGAUUCAAGCCGAGUGUACCAUCGAAGCUUUUGUAGCGAAAUCACCCAUUUCAAACGAUUAUAUUAUGCCUGAGCGUUUGCAGGUUCAAGUUUACAAUGAGGAGACGAAGUGUACCACUUGGAUAACCGUAAACAUUGAAAAGUUUGUAGGUCGCAAAGUGUACCUUGGAGGGUACAAACAUCGAAAAACCUUGCAACUUUAUCAUCAUGCUUCAACGCAGACUGAUAUACUUGAACCUCGUGGUCCACAUGGUCCACUUCGUUAUCAUCGAGAUACUCAGACGCAGAUCCUCGUCACAUGCUCAAUUCAAACAAAACGUGAGUCGGGAACGCAAAUGUCUCGUCGGGAUCUUAAACUUGAUGAAGCAUUUGAUUAUCAGAUUACAGCACAUCCAUAUUUUGAUUCGUAUCAAUUCGAAAGUCUUCGAGAAGAUUCCGUGCUUGUUAUUCAACGAAUGUGGCGAGGAUAUCGAGCUCGAGAUCUUGUGUUUUCUAUGCUUGAGCAACGUCGUCGAAGUAAAGAAAUCAAGACUUUAACUAGUUUAGAUGCUCAAGCGGCAGAAAAGAGUCGUAAAGAACGUCAAGUCACUCGUCGGAUGCAUCCAAACUCUGUCAAUGAUUUUGAAAGUCUGUACAAUGAGUUAGCAACGUGGCGUCAGCAUGAAUGUCAAAAAGUUCGUGCACAAACUCAUUUAGAUCAGAGUGAUAAACAACGUGCAAUUGAUGGAAUUUUAAAGAAAGAGACCAAGUUACUUCAAACAAUUGACCGUUUAAAAGUUACAGCUACAGAAGGAAAUCGAAAUCAGCAAAUUGAAUCGAUGAUGCAGUUUAUGGCACGUCCAAAACUAUGGCAAUUGAGUGAUGGUGGGAUUCAAAACGUACACACACCUUUUACUAUCCGUGCAAAAGAAUUAAUGGAUUUGUAUCAUGGUCUUCGGACUCCACUCCAUUCGGUUGACGAACGUUUAGACAUGUUACUUCAUAUCAAGUGGACAGUUCAAGAAUUUGAUUGUCCUUUGACACGUGAGAUUAUCGAACUUAUUGAUCGUGAAGCUGAUAUGCUUCAUCGUGGACGGAAGGAAAAGAGUUUCGAAGGUUUGCGGAAACGUCUUACAAACCUUUUCUUACAAUUUCUUGAGACACCUGAAUUUAAUCCAGAAGCGACCGCACUUAAGCCUGCGCGUACUUAG